UAGUUGACGGUCGCUUUCGUACUCUUGGGCCUCCGUGACCUUGUGAAACGCACUGGUUAAGCUCGCCGCUCGCUCCUCGUCGAGCUGGAGCCGGCCGGUUGAUGGCGACCUAGGGCUCCUCCUUUGCCAAUCCCAGUCGCGGAGGGUGUUCUCUUUCCAUUCGGCCUCCGCCGGUUGUUCCCAAACGGAUAUAAGACCUUUCUUCUCCAACCUCUUCUCUCAUGGCGGACAAUCGGGUGAAGACUGGUAUCUUAGUUCCACUUACGAGGAAUCUUGUUGCAGACAGUACAAUUUCCAAUAUAGCAAUUUUUGAAGGUGAUAAUGUCAUUGGCCGUAGUAAUCUCCUUGAGCCUGACAAGCGAGUCAGUCGGAAGCAUAUUACUUUGCAAGUUUCUGCUGACAGCUCCACCAAAAUUGUUGUGGAAGGACCAAAUCCAAUAAUUUUGAGAUCUGGAGGUCAAAGAAAGAAGGUCUCUUUUCAAGAGAGAGCCAAUCUUAUUGAUGGUGACAUUAUUGAGCUGAUUCCUGGACAUUAUCUAUACAAGCAUGUAAAAGGUGGGGAUAAACGUAUAUUGCCUGAAACAAAUUCAGGUCUCUUAAGAAAAGAAAAGAGACAAAGUGUCGAGGAGGCUUUAGUAAAUAAAAGAAUUCGACAAGCUGAUACUUGUGAAUCUUUUUCAAGUAAUUUGCAGGUAUUUACAUCAUGUGAUGAGGAGGCGAUUCGACAUUAUAGAGUCACAACAAAGACACUACCUUCAACAUUCCGACUCAUGCAAGUACAAUGCGUUCCUGCAUGGGCAAAUACCUCAUCAAUUACCAUUGGAGAUGUCAUACAGGGGAAUGCACUUGUUGCUAUUCUUUCAAAUUACAUGGUGGACAUAGAUUGGUUGGUAUCUGCAUGCCCAAAUUUGAGGAAGAUCCCUCAUGUCCUUGUUGUGCAUGGUGAAAGUGCUGGUUCAGAGGACCAUUUUAAGAAGGUCAAACUUGCUAAUUGGGUCUUUCAUAAACCUUCACUUCCUAUUGCAUAUGGAACACACCAUUCAAAAGCUAUGCUUCUUGUAUAUCCCAAAGGAGUGCGUGUUGUUGUGCACACUGCAAAUUUGAUCCAUGUUGAUUGGAAUAACAAAACCCAGGGCUUAUGGAUGCAAGACUUCCCUUGGAAGGGCAACGAUCAGUGCAUGGAUUCUCUCUUUGAAAAUGACUUGGUUGAUUAUCUCAAAGCACUUAAGUUGCCUGAAUUUACUGCCAAGCUACCCCCAAUCGGAAAUGUCAACAUCAAUGCUUCUUUCUUUAAGAAGUUUGACUAUAGCAGCGCAAUGGUUAGGUUAAUUGCCUCAGUUCCUGGAUAUCAUACAGCUUCCAAUUUGAAGAAGUGGGGGCAUAUGAAGUUGCGGAGUGUUCUUGAAAACUGUGUAUUUGACAAAGAAUUUUGUAAAUCCCCUCUUGUAUAUCAGUUUUCUUCCCUUGGUUCUCUGGAUGAAAAAUGGCUGUCUGAGCUGGCAGUCUCCAUGUCAUCAGGCGUUUCUAGUGAUAAAUCUCCACUGGGCAUUGGAAAACCUCUCAUAAUCUGGCCAACGGUUGAGGAUGUUAGAUGCUCUAUCGAGGGUUAUGCAGCUGGCAAUGCAAUUCCAAGCCCACAAAAGAAUGUAGAGAAAGCUUUUCUCAGAAAAUAUUGGGCAAGGUGGAAGGCUAAUCAUGUAGGCCGCUGUCAUGCAAUGCCACACAUAAAAACAUAUGCUCGGUACAAUGCUCAAAAUCUUGCAUGGUUUCUUCUUACUUCAGCAAAUCUAAGCAAAGCUGCUUGGGGUGCAUUACAGAAGAACAAUUCUCAGCUUAUGAUACGUUCGUAUGAGUUGGGAGUUCUGUUCUUGCCUUCUUCAAAGGCCAAUGAGAAAGCUUUUUCUUGUACGGAUGACCAUGUACUGCAACAGGAGAAUUCCAGCUCAGGUUAUAUGACUGGGGGAGGAAGCGUAAGGUUGGCAACCUUAUGCUGGAAGGGAAACAAUCCAAACGAAUCCUCCAAAGUGAUCCAGCUACCCGUUCCAUAUCAACUCCCACCUCAACCAUACGACUCCUCAGAUGAGCCAUGGUCGUGGGACAAGCGAUAUACAAAAAAGGAUGCCUACGGGCAAGUAUGGCCACGCCGUGUUCACCUGCAUGUGGAUCAAGAUGGUUGAUCCAACUGGAAUCGAAAGCAGAGUCGAAAAUUUUCAAGUGUGGUGGUAAUAUUAAAGCAGAGGUUUUCAGUUUAUAUUGCUGCCUUUUCAUUGUAAAUAAUCAUGUAUUGUGUUCGCUUAGAAUCUAUUAGUUAAAAACCAAAAUCAUACUAAUUAUAAUUGCGAGACAAUCAUUAAUUCAUCUCA
Molecule: messenger RNA, 2363 nt
Organism: Zingiber officinale
Lineage: Eukaryota; Viridiplantae; Streptophyta; Magnoliopsida; Zingiberales; Zingiberaceae
Product: tyrosyl-DNA phosphodiesterase 1-like
Exons: 16
Coding region: 222-2177 (651 amino acids)
Biological process (GO): single strand break repair; double-strand break repair
Cellular component (GO): nucleus
Molecular function (GO): 3'-tyrosyl-DNA phosphodiesterase activity; protein binding; double-stranded DNA binding
Source: RefSeq, a predicted model, not a curated record